AUGGCUUUCCCUUUUGCACAACUUGUGCUCCCCUCUGUUGUGUUACUGAUUCCCUUGUACCUCUAUAUCAAGUCCAGGAGAUCAAAGAAUUCAUUGUUCCCUGCGGACUGGCCCAUUCUGGGCGUCCUCCCUUUCAUUGCGGCCAACCGCCACUGCUUCCAUGACACCAUCACCUCCAUCCUAGCCGCUACGAACCUCAACUUCAGGGCCUACGGCCCUCCAGGAACCAACAUGAGGUUCUUCUUGACGUGUGACCCAGACAACGUCAGGCACAUCUUCACCAAGAACUUUGCAAACUACCCCAAAGGUGACGAGUUCGCCUCCGUGUUUGGCCUUUUAGAAGGAACUAUAUUCACCGCCGACGGCGAGGCGUGGCGCCAGCAGCGCGCGAGGAUCCAUCACGUCCUGACGAGGCCACGUCUGUUGGGCUCCACGUCGCGCGGCUGCCGUGACAAGGUGGCGCGUGGGCUCAUCCCGCUGUUGUCCCGCAUGGCACUCGCGGGUACGCCGUUCGACAUCGAGGACAUGCUUGGGAGGCUUGUUUUCGACAUGACUGUCAUGCUUGUGUUCGGAGAGGACCCUUGCUGCUUAUCCACCAGCAAGCCGCCGAUGCCCGUCGCGACGGCCAUGGACGCCCUCAUGGAGGUGGCCUUCUUCCGUCACGCGGUGCCAACGCUGUGCUGGAAAGUGAUGAGGCGCCUGAGAAUUGGCCCGGAGAGAAGCGUUGAUGCGGCAGAAGCAGUGCUACGGAGCUUCGUCGCGGGAGAGAUCCGGAGGAGGAUGGCCGCUGGCCAGCAAACCGACGGCGAGGUCGCCGCCGUGGACAUCCUGUCCCACUACAUCGAUGACCCGGACUUCUUCGACGACGCCGGCCGGGAGCCCACUGACUUCCUGCUCAAGACGUUCAUCAACUUCAUGGUCGCGUUGCGUGAUCCGGUGGGCGCGGCGCUGCCGUGGGUCCUGUACAACCUCGCCACGCAUCCGCGAGUCGUGUCCGGUGUCCGUGAGGAACUGGUGCCCGUGGUCUCGCGGGCAUCCUCGGCCGCGGGCAUGGUGGUCUUUGAGCCGGAGGAGCUGAAAGAUCUCGUCUACCUACGUGCGGCCUUGUUCGAGUCCUUGCGGCUGUUCCCGUCGGGCCCGAUCGAGCGCAAGGCGGUCAUCGCCGACGACGUGCUGCCCAGCGGCCACAAGGUUCACGCCGGCGAGACCGUCCUGGUCCCCGUGUACAGCAUGGGGAGGAUGGAGAGCGUGUGGGGCGGGGACUGCCGGGAGUACAGGCCUGAGAGGUGGCUCUCCGAGGACGGGGCCAGGCUGCGCUUCGUGCCGUCGUACAAGUUCUUGUCGUUCAACACGGGGCCCAGGUCUUGCCUUGGCAAGAACAUAGCAAUGGCGCAGAUGAUGUCCGUCGCUGCGGCAGUGGCGUGGAACUUCGACGUGGAGGUGGCGGAGGGGCACGCCGUGGAGCAGAAGCUUUCGGUUGUUCUGCAGAUGAAGAACGGGCUCAUGGUGAAGGUUAAGAAGACAGGGGAAUGUGUAUGAGCAGGUAGCAUUAGCUAGGCUGGAUGUGUAUGAAUCAUGUUAUGUACCACCGGGGCACAACAUAUUUGACUCAAUUUGACCAGUCAAUGUGGUAUCUCAUAAUCCAGAGCUUGUUUCUACU
This is a messenger RNA of Panicum hallii, 1660 nucleotides long. RefSeq names its product noroxomaritidine synthase-like. Lineage: Eukaryota; Viridiplantae; Streptophyta; Magnoliopsida; Poales; Poaceae. Bases 1 to 1539 code for a protein of 512 amino acids. The transcript has a single exon. The record is from RefSeq and is a predicted model, not a curated record. Gene Ontology annotation, molecular function: heme binding; monooxygenase activity; iron ion binding.